UGCAAGCACCACUCUAGCUUACACGCUUGCAGGAGGUUUUCAAGGCUGAGCCUGUUUCCAGUGCUAUUAGUUGCCCAGGUGCUCCACGAGAGUUAUGCAUCAUCAUUUUACAAAAGCUGCAAAUCCCAGGAACACAAACACAAGGCAGGAGGCGAAGCCACGGCUCCCGAGCGCGGCCCCUCACACCGGCAGGGCCCCGCCGUGCUGACCGGGCAUCGCGGGUGCCCUCCUCCUGCAGGCAGUGCCGCGGCCCCGCUCUGCGCCCUGGGCACCCUCCUGAGCCUCCUGGUCCCCGUGCAGGCCACCAGGUCUCCCGACUGCGGGGGCAUCCUCACCCCGUCAGGACUGAGCUACAUUGCUGAAGUCUCAAGACCGUACGCAGAGAUGGUCCUCAGGCAGGACCUGCUGGAGCCGAGGGCCCUGGACCUGCCCCUUGGCUCCCCAAAAGCCAGCAGGGACCAAAUCAGCUCCGUCCGAGUGGUCGACCUGUCACUGUCACUUGUCCCAGAGGCCGGGCUGCGGCUGGGCAUCGAGGUGGACCUGGGCAUCGCCCCCCCAGCCGCGGCGCCCAGGCUGGCGAGGCUGUCCAUCCUGGCCGACCUCCACGUAGACCUGAGCCCUGACGGCGACCUGCAGCUGACAACCUCCUCCUGCAGACCCACCGUGGAGGAGGUGCAGAGCGCCGAGGAGGUGGAAAGCAAGUCCUCUAGUUCCGACCUGGACAAGGAGAUUAAUGCCGAUAAGAUUUGCCUGGAAGUCUCCAAACUGCUCCUUUUCCCUAACGAACAGCUAAUGUCCCUGACAGCUCAGUUCCCCAUCACCCCCAGCUGCCAGGUCCAGUACCUGCCACUGGCUGCCCCUGUGAUCUCCGAGGAGGGAAUCACCAUGUCCUUGCAAGUAAGCACCACGUCCUUCCCGUCCUGCCCAGCUCCUGCCCAUGCACUCACUGCCUGCCGCAUCCCUGCCCUGGAUGAGCAGCUGCUGAGCACCUGCAGGACGAGGCGGGCACCCCAAGCACCCCGACCCCUGCUCUGUCCCCUGCAGACGACGUUCCAGGUGGCAGGGAGGGCAGUGCCCCUGCCAGUCAGCCCUGUGCCGUUCAGCAUGCCCGAGCUGGUGAGCUCCAGCCCUUCCCACCUCACCUUGGCUUUGUCUGAGCACUUCUACACCAGCCUCUUCUUCGCCCUGGAGAGGGCUGGAGCCUUCAACAUGACCAUCCUGAGCCCGCUGACCACCGCCACCAUGGCACAGAAGAUCACCCAGGUCGGCUCCCUGUACCCCGAGGACCUGCCCGUGAUGCUGAGGGCCGAGGUCAGAAGCUCUCCUCGGGUGGAGCUGGAGGAAGGCCGAGCAGCUCUGAAGCUCUUCCUCACCGUCCACGUCGGGGCAGGCUCACCGGACUUCCAGAGCUUCCUGAGCGUGAGCGCGGACGUGACUGCAGGACUGCUCCUCAGCAUCACCGACACACAGAUGAUGAUCUCUGCAGCAGUCAUAGAAGAUGCUGAGCUCAGCCUGGCUGCCUCCGACGUGGGCCCGGUGCCGGCUGCAUUGCUGGAAGAGCUGUUCCUGGGCACCGUUCGCGAGGAGGUGCCGGUCUGGAUGAACGCGGUGCUGAGCGAAGGCGUACACCUGCCACACAUAUCCAGCUUCACCUACACUGAUGUCAGCAUCAUGAUUCACAAGGUAAGAAAUCAGACAUGCAAGUCUCUCCCUGAAACAAGACAUUUAAGUUGCUCCCUGCUACAUUUGAUUUAAAGGGUACCUGGGAGUGACGCUUACCUCCUGGCACUAAAAUAAAUCCGAGCCUGCUUCUCCUGUCCUGCUAACCCACAGAACCAAGCUUCAUUGCUUUACACAGGCAUCCCUCUCUAGCCACGCUAACACAAGCAAAAAAUGCUCAUUAGAAGGAUCGGGGGCGGGCUGCAGCGAGUGCCGGGUGCGGUGCUCAGGCUUCCCCCCACCUGUGUCUAGGAUUACGUCUUGCUCCUGUGCAACCUCAAGCUGCAGGCGAGGCACGGCGAGCAGGGGGCCAUGGCCUGAACCCGGUGUGCCGUUGGCUUUGCUGGAGGAAAACAGGGGCAAAGCCAUUCCACUGACUCUGAAAGGAUGUGUCGUGUUUUCUCACUGCAUGAAAUGUUUAAAAUCUUUCUUUACUGAAACAACACUUUAAGUGUAGGAUAAUCAUGGCAUUGUGCUAGUGGCUUUCUCUUCCAGUCUAUUUUUCUGUUGCACAAGGAGGAUGGAUUGUAACAACAUUCCAUGCUUUAAUUAAACAUUUCUCUUUAAUAUUGCA
Molecule: messenger RNA, 2293 nt
Organism: Oxyura jamaicensis (ruddy duck)
Lineage: Eukaryota; Metazoa; Chordata; Aves; Anseriformes; Anatidae
Gene: BPIFB2
Product: BPI fold containing family B member 2
Molecular function (GO): lipid binding
Source: RefSeq, a predicted model, not a curated record